Molecule: messenger RNA, 6595 nt
Organism: Hippocampus comes (tiger tail seahorse)
Lineage: Eukaryota; Metazoa; Chordata; Actinopteri; Syngnathiformes; Syngnathidae
Product: receptor-type tyrosine-protein phosphatase eta-like
Exons: 31
Coding region: 170-5728 (1852 amino acids)
Biological process (GO): peptidyl-tyrosine dephosphorylation involved in inactivation of protein kinase activity
Cellular component (GO): signaling receptor complex
Molecular function (GO): protein binding; protein tyrosine phosphatase activity
Source: RefSeq, a predicted model, not a curated record
ACGCGCUCCUCCCUGUUCCCACAGAGGAACACGGUUUCCCCAUCUCGCUUUGCCCUUCUUUAUGUCGUGACAUUUUGACAGUGAAAGAAGAAACAAAUAACGUUUUUUUGGGGUAUGCCAAGUGGUUAUAAAAAGUUUUUACGUGACCUUUUUUUUUUUUGUGGUCAUCAUGAAGACGUCGCCGCUGCGCGUCAUCGCCUCUUUGUGGACUUUUCUUCAAUUCAGCGCACUCAUAAAGGGCUCCCAUGUAGACUCUAUUGAUAAGAUAUGUGACCGAAAUGAAACAAUAUGUUUAAUGACAACAACAACAACAAUCACACUUGCCUCGCCUUCCAAUUGCUUCUUAUCCCUUGGGAACAUCUCUGGAAAUGAUUUGCUUACUGGGUUGACUCCUGGAGCCAUUUAUCAAGUCUUCCUCAACUGUUUCAACUGCUCUCAAAAGGUCACAAUGAAACCUCAAAAAGUCACCAAUCUUGAAGUCAACCAUGUCACAACAUCCUCGAUAACGGUGAGCUGGACCAAACCAGAAGGAAACUACUCUUUCUACAGGGUAAAAUGGACUGAUGGAAAAAUCGUCCAAAAAGAAAAUGUGACUGUAACAUCAAAAAUCAUGACUGGCUUGUCUGCUGGGACCAUGUACAAUGUCAGUGUAACUACACUGGCAGAUGAUGGAAUGACUGAAGGCGAUAGUGAAACUGUGUCUCUGUACACAAUACCAGGUAUCAUUCGUGAACCCUCUGCUUCCACAAACACAUCCGCAAUAUCUCUGAAAUGGAAACCACCUGAUGGUGAGGUUUUUGUAUAUCGGGUGGAAUGGCACAACGAAGGAGCGCAGCUCAUCGAAUACACAAAUGAUAACUUUGCUGUGCUAUCAGACUUAGUCUCUGGUACAUCAUAUCCAGUCACAAUUGUUUGCAUUGCUGGAGACAACCAAACCGAGGGAGAACCCUACAAAUUUGCCGAAGUCACAAGGCCCGAGAGGCCUGAAAAUAUAAUGGCCACCGCAGGAAAUGACAACCUAAAAAUUGAGUGGACCUUACAAAAAGGCAAAGCUGAUUUCUAUGAGGUGAACAUUUCCAAUGCAGAUCUGUUCUAUUCCUCCAGCAACAAAACAAUAGUCACCACAGCCCAUUUUCAUGAUUUGUAUCCCGGGAGAGUUUUUCUCAUCACAGUCACUGCUGUCGCUGGACACCUAAGCAGCACGUCCAACAACUUCACAUUUGCUACCAUUCCGACACCACCUGGUUCCCUUUAUAUCACUCAAAGGACAACUACUUCACUUCACCUUCGAUGGGAGACUCCCACCAAGAUGCAGGAUGCUCCCUUCAUCAGUUACCACAUCACCUAUCAAAAACCAGGUGGUAAAAUGCAAACCACUACCACCACCAAUAACAGCACGGUGCUGUCACAGCUCUCUUCUGGAACAGAAUACAAUAUAUCCGUGUACACAAUUGGACCCCAGAAUCUGAUGAGCCCUGCCGUCCAAAAAUCAGCAUACACCUUGCCCAACCCUGUGUUAAACCUUGUGGCCAGUCCGAUCAAUACAACCUCAAUUAAUGUGGCAUGGUCCUUCCCGCAUGGCGUGCAGACAUAUUUCUCCUAUUUGGUUCAAACCAGGAACUCUACAGGAGCACUUGUAAAUGAACAAACAGUCAGUGAUAACAUGUCUGAUGUACAUGACCUGGAACCGGGAACUAAGUACAGUGUUAGCGUCACUACGUUAGCAGCAGCAGAAAGUGAAUCCACAGAAGAGCAGACAUUCACUUACACAAUGCCUAGAGCUGUGACUGAACUCAAAGUUAAGGAUUAUAACACAACAGCCAUCCAGUUGACAUGGUUCAGCUCAAGUGACUACAAGGACACCUACAGCUAUCUGCUAAUUGCAUUCAAGGACAACACAAUGGUUCAGCAUGGGACAACUAAAACACAAAUGUACACCUUCUACAAUCUGAUCCCUGGAACUCUUUACAGUUUUGAGGUGUUCACAGUUGUAGAGGGGCUGAAUUCUACAUUGGAACACACAUCACAAUACACAAAACCUGGUGUAGUUUCAAACAUCAGAGCCAUCGGGACAACGACUAAUAUGUCAGUUUUCUGGAGUGCUCCAAUGGGCCGUGUGGAUUCCUACACUGUCCUGUUGAACAAAGACUCAGAAUGUGAAUAUUCGAAGGAGAAUCUGACCAAAUCAACUCUCAGCACAUUAUUUCAGAACCUGGAGCCAGGGGUGCUUUAUUGUGUGGUGGUGAUAAGCAAAAGUGGACCUUUACAGAGUGACAAUUCAACCUACUGCAAUGCUACUUUUCCAAAUCCUCCUGGACCCAUAAGUGUUGAGUUGCAGACUGUCAGCUCCAUUAAUUUCACCUGGGGCCACCCAGAUGAUAUGGAUCAAAAUCAAUACAAAUUCAGUGUCAAUGGCCACUCCAUGACAGAAAACAACUGGUUUCUUUUGAACAAUCUCACUUCUGGAAGCCCAUACUCCAUUUCUGUUGCAACUCUUGGUGUGAUGGGUUAUAAAAGCACAGAGGUCAUGGCAAAUAAUUAUACAAGACCAUAUUCCGUGACCAUGUUGAAAGCGGCAGAAAUUACGACAAAUGCCGUCAUGUUGGUUUGGGAGCAACCAGAAAAUAAGCUUAACUACUCCUACCUGGUGCGGGUCACCAAUGGAUCGUUUCCACCCUCUGAAGUGGUCUCCAGAAACUUGUCCGCCGUUAUUUCUGGUCUUUUCUCCGGCUACAACUACACUUUCACUGUCUUCACCCAAGCAGCAGAUGGCACUCAGGCAUUUCCUCGGAUCAACUCCUUCUUUACACGACCACAUACGAUUAAUGAACUGGAGGCGCACACCAUAAACUCAACUGCAAUACAACUGCUUUGGGUGGAACCGUUAGAACACCGGCUCGAGUACACCUAUCGGGUAGAGACAACUGGCUGUAGCUUCCAAAACAAAACUGUGACAACGCAAGGUGCAGUGAUCUCGGAGCUCAAUCCUGGAACACGCUGCACUUUCUGUGUGUUUGUCCAAGCAGGGGAUGGCAUAGAAGGGAAAAAACGCUGCAUUCCUCAGUACACAAUGCCAGAGGCAGUACAACUUGGAAUCUCCAGUCAAGGUUCAAACAUGUCAGUCCUGGUGUCAUGGAUUAUUCCAGCAGGGAAUGUACAGCUGUAUAGUGUUCACCUGAACAGCUCUUCUAUAGCUCAGUCACAAACAGUAGCGUCGAGCAACAACUCGUUGCUUUUCAAGGGGUUGUCUGCUGGAAGGCUGUACAGCGCCAGGGUGAUAUCCCAUAGUGGACCAUUCAACGUGUCAUCUGAGUUUGUUACAAAUGCUACCUUUCCAAACCCACCUGGGCCUAUUGAGAUCAUCACUAAGUCCACAACCUCAAUAGAAGCAAGGUGGACAGACGCUCCCCAGAUGAAUGGUACAUCAUUCUUCUACCAGCUCACAAUUGCACCGCCUGAGGGAAGUGGACUCAUCAAUACCACCGACAUUAGUCAUACUUUUGAGACCUUGCUCUCUGGGACCCCCUACAACAUUUCCAUAGCAACAAUCGGGGUCUUGGGUUUUAGGAGCGAUGUGAUUCACGCCUAUUUGGUCACCACAAAACCCUUGCAUGUGAAGUCUCUCAACACUUCUACAGAGGAGGAAAACAUCACAGUCACGUGGGUUCAACCUGAUGAAUACAAGGAAAGCUAUCUUUACGAUUUGACCUGGCAAAGCGCAGACUGGUUUUUCAAUGGCAGUGCUGUGACUAACCAAACAAUGCAUACUAUCAAAAACCUGGUCCCUGGCAGUAGGUAUAACUUUUCUGUCAUCACUGAGACGCAGGAUGGAACACAGGGUGCUCCCAGAAGGAUUUCUGCCUGCACAGAUGCAAGCCCGGUGAGAAAUGCAACAUGUGAAGGUCCAGACAAUCCAAAGGCAGAAAUUGUUUUGACCUGGACUGAGCCCAGAGGCCAAUUUCGUGAUUUUCGCAUCACUAUGAAUAAUACGAAAAUAAUGACUGGGCCGAGAACCUGUAACCAAAGCUGUAGCCAGACCAUCUCCAACCUAAGUCACUACACUUCAUACAACAUCAUGAUGGAGACACUGAGCUGUGGACAACCUGCGACUCCAGUGUCUCUCUACUGCAGGACUGGCAUCACAGACCCACCAAUUCCAGAAAACUACGAGUCACUGGCUAGUGUGAACGAGAAAGUAUACAACAGAUUCACCAUUCAGAUCAAUUCCAGCCUGAUAGCUGACACCAGUGGGCCAGUCACUAAUUUUGGUGUGCUGGUGACUGAAAAUAUAAAAGAAUUUGACACGGCUAAUAUGAGUCAGUACUUGGGGAAAACAUAUCAACAGUGGAUUGACAACCAGUCUCCGGUAUAUCUGGCAACCGUCAAGGAGAGAAACGCUCGAUCACGCAGUCAAGAGAACAUGUUGUCUGUCGAGAUUGGAGAUGGUUCGCAGUGGAAGGGCUACACCAAUGGAGCCCUUCGCGGCAAUCGAAGAUAUCAGUUUGCCAUUGUGUUGUUCACUAGAUUAUGUCUGCAAGACCACCUAAUCAAGGUUGGGUCAGACGCAUCCAAGGCCUCAAUCACAAAUUUCUAUCCAAUGAUAAAACUCCCACAGGACCCAGUCGUCAUCACCGUUGCUGUCGGAGCAACAUUGGGGAUUUUCAGCAUUCUUUUCAUCAUUCUUAUUGGCUUCAUUGUUUACUGGAAAAGGUUAAACAAAAAAGAAUCCUCCGACAUCCAGAUUCAUUCCUUGAGAGCCAAAGUAAGUGCCGCAGUCAGUGUGGAGGACUACGACGCUUACUACAAAAAGCAGAAAGCGGACUCUAAUUGUGGCUUUGCAGAGGAGUUUGAGGACCUAAGGCUGGUUGGUACAUCUCAGUCAAAAGCAUGUGCCCUGAUUCAAGAGAACAAGGCCAAGAAUCGCUACAACAACGUACUUCCCUAUGAUUCUUCUAGAGUGAAACUCUCUAUCAUUCAUGGAAGUCCUUAUGAUGACUACAUCAAUGCUAACUACAUGCCGGGUUACAACUCCAAAAAGGAAUUUAUUGCAGCUCAGGGUCCUUUGGCCAGCACUGUCAAGGAUUUUUGGAGGAUGAUAUGGGAGAAGAAUGUGUACACCCUGGUCAUGCUUACACGCUGUAAUGAGCAAGGCAGAAUCAAAUGUGAGCAGUACUGGCAUUCAAGCACCAAGCACUUUGAAUACAUCCGUGUAACAACAACUUCUGAGAUACCACUUGAUGACUGGACCAUUAGGGACUUCGAAAUUAAAAAUGUGAAAACAGCAGAGACUCGUUCAGUUCGCCAAUUCCACUUCACAGCCUGGCCCGACCACGGGGUGCCGGAAACCACUGAGCUUCUAAUUAGCUUCAGACACCUGGUCAGAGAACACAUGGACCAAUAUUCCACCAACUCCCCCACUGUGGUCCACUGCAGUGCUGGGGUGGGGCGGACUGGCACCUUCAUAGCCAUUGAUCGCCUCAUUUUCCAAAUUGAAAGGGAAAAUGUGGUGGAUGUGUAUGGCGUCGUCCAUGACUUGCGCAUGCACCGCCCACUCAUGGUGCAGACAGAGGACCAGUAUGUGAUUUUAAACCAAUGUGCAAUGGAUAUAAUCCGAUCAAGGACUGGAACUAAUGUGGAUCUUAUCUACCAAAACACCGCUGCACUCUCCAUUUAUGAGAAUGUGCAACCCAGAAAAGAUUAUUAUAAACAUGGGAACCACAAUACAUAAAGCCAUACUUUUUUCUUAAACACCAUUUGUCACGUUCUUGUUUUGGAAUCUUCUUGUUCUCUGAAUCGAAAACUUGUAAUAUUUUACAAUGUAAAUUGUUCACUAACUAUUAAACUGGUCUGGUAGUUUCCUACAACAUAUUUGAAUCAUGUAGCCGUCUAUUGAAAUUAUGUUGGUUACUACUGUAUAUGACUGCUCAGGUUUAUGGCUGUUAUUAUUAGUGACACUUUUAAAGUGGAAAGAGAACGUGUCUUGAAUUGAAUUAUUGGUCUUGUGCCUCCCCACUGUGAUUUGAAACCAGCAGAUGGCACUCAAGUGACACCACAUUGAAACAGCGCUUUUAAUAGAAUUGAAUAAUAUGAGAGGUUAUUAUGGUUUUGUACAUCCUAUGUUACUUUCAACUGUGCAAUGAGUACUUAUUUUCUGUUAUUUAGUUUGUUUUUGUUAUAUGUACAUAUGAUGGUGUUUGUGAGUUUUUUUUUGUUUGUUUUUUUUUCACUGAUGUGAACAAUGCACUGGAUGCAUUUAUGUUUCUCAUUUUGAAAGUAAAGAGGCAGUUUUUAUCAGAUGUAUGAUUUGGCCAGUUUGGAACAGUCAUGGGGGUUGGGGGGGAGUCUCGACUUUAGUUUACGGUGGUAUUAUUUGCUAUGCUAUGCUUGCUGGUACAAUGCAGAACUGUAAAUGACCCACAUUUAUGAUUCGGGUGAUGUGUAAAGCAAAAUGGGGAUGUAUGUUAUUACCUUACACUUCUUGCUUGCUUUUAUGAAUGCCACCAGAGGGGCUCUCAGUUAUUCGUGUUGUUUGAAAUAAUGUGCACGUUAAUGCAAAAACAUUGGCCCCCGACUCAAAUAAAUGGUGUAUACACAA